CCUGUGAGCGUGUGGGCUCAUGCACGAUGCCUGAUAGCAAAGUUUCGACUGGUAACUACAAGGGCUGGCUCUACAAAUGGACAAACUACAUCAAAGGUUAUCAGAAACGCUGGUUCGUUCUCUCAAACGGUCUCUUGUCCUACUACAGAACGCAGGCAGAAAUGGCUCACACGUGUCGCGGAACCAUCAAUCUUGUUGGAGCGAUAGUAGAGACUCUGGAUGCUUGCAGCUUCGUUAUUAGCAACGGCGGCACGCAGACGUUCUAUCUACGGACUGCCAGUGAGGUGGAAAGGCAGAAAUGGGUAACUGCCCUGGAACUGGCGAAAGCGGAGACUAUCAAAAUGACGGAGUCUGAUGAAGAAGAGGAGGCCGCUCCUCCACUAGAAGAAUCACAGCAAACACUAGAGGCGUUGUCUACAAAGUUGGAGGAAUUGAAGACGUGCAAUGAUCUUGUGGUUAAACAUACCCAACUUGUGACCAGACAGCUUCAUGAAUCAGAGGCAUCUACAAGCUCAUCUUCAGCAUCCAAGCACGUACAAGAGAAAACGGCUUUGUUGAAGAUUUCUUCUAGUGCGAUGGUGAAUACUUGUGCCGACUUUGUGGCAUUAGCUCAAACGUAUGAACAACGGUGGCAGAGAGCUCUAAAGGUAGAGCGAGAACGGUGCUUACGGUUGGAGGAGACAGUGGAGUCUUUGGCUAGACAGCAUAACAGAUUAGAAGAAGUUUGCAAGAAAGGGUCGACAACAGAUGAGGAGCCGGUCGCUCGAAGUCCCGACUCUGAUGCCGAUUUGCUAGAGGCAGAAGAUGAUGACAAUGAUGACGACAGCUUUUUUGAUGCCGUAGAAGAUGCCAGUAUAUAUGAACCACAAUCAUACCAACUGAGUCUACUGCCUUCUCACCAAAGAUCAACUAGUGAUGUGUCGCUGGCUUCUCCUUUGCUUGGUACUGACGUACAACAAUGCGGUGGUGGACAUGGACCUCUGGAUGGUCUUGAGUUGGAAAAAGAAAAAAGUGCAGCAGUACCUGUGGUCGAAGAAGCUCCCACGUCACAAGGUCUUCCAAAUGCUUUGAUGCCACCCUUUGAGCUCACUGCAGUGGAUGUCACUCCACCGAAGAAGCGACGCUCUACCAUACCACCUAAACCGAAUGCUCGGCUCAAUCUAUGGAAUUUGAUGAAAAACUGUAUUGGCAGAGAGCUGUCAAAGAUUCCUCUUCCAGUUAAUAUCAAUGAGCCUUUGACAUUUUGUCAAGUCAUUAUAGAAGAUUUGCAGUACAGUGAUGUUCUAGACAAAGCAGCACAGUGUGAAAACUCUCUGGAACAGCUUGCGUAUGUGGCCGCAUUUAAUGCUUCUACUUAUGCAAAGACGUGCAGUCGAGUUGGAAAGCCGUUUAACCCAAUGCUCGGAGAAACAUAUGAAUUUGAUGAUACCGGAGUACGAGGGUGGAGAGCACUAGCAGAACAAGUUGGUCAUCAUCCUCCCCAUACAGCAAUGUUUGCCGAACACAGAGACUGGAGUUUCUGGCAGGAUUACGUGAUGGGCAGCAAGUUUCGUGGGCAAUACCUACAGAUCCUUCCACAAGGCGUUUCUCAUGUCUUCUUUCCUAAAAGUGGCAACCAUUAUGUGUGUAAACGAGCUGUUGUAUCAACCGUUCAUAACAUCAUCGUGGGCAAGCUUUAUGUUGAUCAUUCUGGAGAGGUGGAUGUUGUUAAUAAGACAACCAAAGAGCUGUGUCGGUUGAAGUACCAUGCGUAUAGCUAUUUUUCAAGAGAAGAACCUCGACGGGUUACCGGUGUUGUAUACGAUGCGAACGAGCAGCCAAGAAUCCAGCUUUAUGGCACGUGGGACAAGGUAGUCGAGUUCUCGUGGAUAACAGGAUCUUAUGGUGGCAAGAAUAGCACUAAACUGCCAAAGUCUGGCAUUGUGGUACCUGCAUGGACACGAACACCACCAAGACAUCAGAGUGAAACUGUGUACGGGUUUGACGAGUUCGCUUGCCAACUAAACGAGCCAGAAGAAGGCAUAGCUUCUACCGAUUCUCGGCUACGUCCGGAUCUUCGUCUCAUGGAGAAUCAAGAUUACGACUCGGCGAACGCAAAGAAACUUAACUUGGAGGAGAAACAGAGAGCAAGACGAAGGCAAAGAGAGGCCGCGCUGUUGGAAACCAGCGGAGGCAAAGAGAAGGUGCAAUCGGGAGGAGAUGCCGGGUGGAAACCGGUUUGGUUCAAGAACGAGAUGGAUCCCCUAACUAACAUGCUGACUCAUGUCUACAAAGGUGGAUACUGGGAAAGAAAAAAGCAAAAUGACUGGAGUAAUCUACCAGAACUGUGGUGAUCUAGUGUUAGUUGUGGUUUUCCUUAAUCUCGUAAUAUUUCUACGUACUCAGGCUUAUGGGAGAUUUAAUUUUGGAUAUGAUUAAUAUCAACCCGCAGAAAUGA
This is a messenger RNA of Corticium candelabrum, 2437 nucleotides long. Its product is annotated as oxysterol-binding protein 1-like. Gene Ontology annotation, cellular component: perinuclear endoplasmic reticulum; intracellular membrane-bounded organelle; cytosol. The record is from RefSeq and is a predicted model, not a curated record. The transcript has 10 exons. NCBI's taxonomy places the organism in Eukaryota, Metazoa, Porifera, Homoscleromorpha, Homosclerophorida, Plakinidae. The coding region runs from base 27 to 2333 and encodes 768 amino acids. Gene Ontology annotation, molecular function: sterol binding.